Molecule: messenger RNA, 542 nt
Organism: Cylicostephanus goldi
Lineage: Eukaryota; Metazoa; Nematoda; Chromadorea; Rhabditida; Strongylidae
Source: the annotation of a GenBank genome assembly
AUGGAUUUCUGGCUGCAGUUCAAUGAGCUGCAAGACCAAAUUGCCAAAAGCAAACGCCUAAAUGUUGUCGAUGGUAUACGCUCCAAAGUUGCACUUGAUGUUGAUGUGAAAUGCCCUACACAUAUUGUCUUACCCUUGAACCAAUGUAGUGACCAACUCAUAGUGGUGGAGUCGGAUGGGCUCUGUCUCAAGAAUACAUUCAAGCCAAUGAGCCAAGUUGAUGAUGUCUUCCAAAAGAACUGCAUUGACAGCGACUACGGAUAUGAUACGUCCGUUGAUUGCCUACUUGACUGUGCAAAAGCUGUGUUGAAAGAAGUGCGAGCUUAUGAAGGACAGCGGAUGGUCAUGCCAUUGAGAAAGGAGGACCAGGUGAGACUUUUUGCUUAUAUUUUCUUUCCUUCCAGUUUCUCUUACUAUUCUCACACUAUUCUCAAGCAUAUGCGGACAACACUGUCAUGCACUGUGUCUAACAAGGGAAGGAUGUUUGGCCGAAGUUGCCUCAAAAGAUGGGAUUUAUAUCUUGGAGGACAUAAACGUUGAUU